AUGUCGGGCCUCAAGCGCAAGGCCAGCGGCUUUGUGCCCGCACCAGAGCUCAAGAAACCAAAGGCCAAUGGCAACAUUGCCUCUUUUUUCGGUGCAGCGCCCAGGCCGGCCCAGACCGCGGGCACCGCAUCUUUAACAACUGCACCGGCGGCGGCGGCCAAGUUUGACAAGACCAAAUGGCUGGCCAGCCUGACGCCGGAGCAGAAGAAGCUGCUGAAGCUGGAGAUUGAGACGAUGCACGAGAGCUGGCUUGGACUGCUCAAGGACGAUAUUACGACAAAAGAAUUCCUCGACUUGAAAAAGUUCCUGGAAAGAGAGACGGCGGCUGGGAAGAAGUGGUUUCCUCCUCAAGAAGACGUCUACUCCUGGUCUCGACACACACCCUUCGACAAGGUCAAGAUCGUCAUCGUCGGCCAGGAUCCCUACCACAACGUGAACCAGGCGCACGGCAUGGCGUUUUCGGUGCGGCCCCCGACGCCCGCGCCGCCCUCGCUGCGCAACAUGUACAUUGCCCUCGCCAAGGACUACCCGGCUUUCGAGAAGCCCGCAAAGAACGCGGGUCUGCUGACGCCGUGGGCGGACCGUGGCGUACUCAUGCUCAACACGUGCUUGACGGUGCGCGCGCACGAGGCCAACUCGCACUCGAACCGUGGGUGGGAGAGGCUCACGCAAAAAAUUAUCGACCUGGUCGCGCAGAAGCGCACGCGCGGCGUCGUCUUUGUCGCCUGGGGCACGCCAGCGGGCAAGCGCGUGAUAAAGGUGGACAAGCAGCGGCAUCUAGUGCUGCAGAGCGUGCACCCGAGCCCGCUGAGCGCGUCAAGGGGCUUCUUUGACUGCGGCCAUUUUCGCAAGGCCAAUGAGUGGCUGAUUCAGCGGUAUGGCCCUGAAGGCGAGAUUGACUGGGCGCUUGUGCCAGGCAACUCGACGCUGAGCGUGCCCAAGGUAGAGAAGAAGGUGGGAAAAAAGAUUGCAGCAGGCAAGGAGAAUCUCGAGGUGGAUGGCGAGAUUGGUUCUGACGACGAGGCAGCCCUGGAGGAAGCCAUCAAGGCCGCAGAAGAGCAAGCAACGAAACCAUAG
Molecule: messenger RNA, 1077 nt
Organism: Beauveria bassiana ARSEF 2860
Lineage: Eukaryota; Fungi; Ascomycota; Sordariomycetes; Hypocreales; Cordycipitaceae
Product: uracil-DNA glycosylase
Exons: 2
Coding region: 1-1077 (358 amino acids)
Biological process (GO): base-excision repair; base-excision repair, AP site formation via deaminated base removal
Cellular component (GO): nucleus; mitochondrion
Molecular function (GO): uracil DNA N-glycosylase activity
Source: RefSeq, a predicted model, not a curated record